This is a messenger RNA of Spirodela intermedia, 4538 nucleotides long. NCBI's taxonomy places the organism in Eukaryota, Viridiplantae, Streptophyta, Magnoliopsida, Alismatales, Araceae. The record is from the annotation of a GenBank genome assembly.
AUGGCUUCGAAGCUUCUUUUGCUUCUGCUGGUCUUCUCCCUCGGACUCGCCGGGGUCCGGGCGGACUCCGGGAUCGUCGAUGAGGGAGUGGAUCCCCAGGUCCCGGAGGAUCCGUCGCCGCUUAGGCGGGAAUUGGAAAAGCUGAAGUCGAAAAUUGCUUCCCUAGGUCAGUUCGAUCCUGUUUUAUCCAUUCCGGUCCCGUUUCUUUGAUUGUUUAGGGUUUAGGGGACAUUAACGUUUGAACCGCGGUUGCCGUUGCUUCUGAUCGAGAGUUUUUGCCUUCUUUGAUGUUUUUUUAUUUAACGCAGUGAAUAGUAAGUUGUUUCUGGUGGUGUUAUACUUUGGUAAAUUAUUGGAAGAAAGUCAUGGAAUAUAGGCUUAGCUUUAGCUCGUUUGAGAAGCAGAAUGAAAAUCAUGGAUUAUAAAUGCAGGGAAGUUCUUGACGUUUUCUGAUGAUACCUUGGACUUGUAAUGACACCUGGACUGGUCUUUUUCCGGCAUUUUGAAGAGUUUAGCGUUGCCGAAGGAGAAAAGCAAUUGAAGGUUAAGGACGAAUCCAUUUUGCUGUUCGAGAAAAUCAUCAAAGAGAAGACGCAUAGCGUUGCUUCCUUGCAAGAUCAGAUUGAGUCUCUUCAGGUGAUCUUCCUAGACGAUUAUUGUUUCAAGCUCUAUGUUUGUUUAUGAGGCCGCGUGAUUAUAUGGUUCUCAAUCUUCUUCACAAAAAGGGUGCUGCCGAUGCUGCACAGUUACUAGGAAAAGCUCACGCCCGAACUGCUGAGCUUGAGAAGCAGGUCAGUUAAAGAAAGAAUCGCACUGAUGUUCCUACUGAAGUUGGCGUGCUCUUGACAUCAAUUUUCUUUGUAGCUUGAAGAUCUUAGAAGUGAUACACAUGCACAGAACGAGAAGCAAGGUGCUUUGGCAACUAGGGCUAUUGAGGCCGAAAGGAAAGUAGAGGAAUUGAAUUUGAAAUUAGAAAAUGUGAGCGUCUAUUAUUAUGAAAAUUUCCGAAAUAUAUAAGCCAGAUAGCAUAUCUUUAAAUUUAUUUGUGGAUUUCUGCUCCUUCCCUACAAUGUUAGGCUGCAUUUGUAGUUGUUCAGUGACUGUAAUUUUUUCGUUUUAUAAGCCAUAUAUAUUUACUCUCGAUUAGUUUCUAUUAAUUAAAUAUUAGAGCUUAUUGAGUAACAAGUAGCCUUCCGUCGCUGAGGACCUCUUAUUAAUUGCUUAGGCACUGGUUGUGACAGUUCUUAUGAAACAAAUAUUGAUGCAGUACUCCAAAAGCCAUUCCCGAAUUUAGUUUGCUUCUUUUAGAUGAAUGAAUGAAUGACAGAAGUCGAAUGUUGAUUACUAAAAAAAAAUUGUUUGAAUAGCACAUGGGAGAGAAAGAAUGCAAAAGGCCAACUUCAAGUUUUGUGGCACUCACAGUCCUUUUUUUUAAUCUUUUACCAAUUGACCGUUUUUCUGAAAGUUCGUCCUUUGAUAUUUGCAGCUUCAGAGCGCAAAUGAUGAACAAAAAAAGAGAAUUAAAAAAAUCGAACGUGCCUUGAAAGUCGCUGAGGUGCCUUUUUAAUUUAUAAUAAGUCUUAUGUUACAUUUCUUUUUGACAUGUUUUGUCUCUCCUGAGUUCCUUUGUAAAAAAAUGUUAGGAAGAGUUGAUGAAGGUACGGUUGGAAGCGUCAUCAAAGAAAAAAGAGUUGAAUGAGGUGAGAAAGGUUUUGCGUCACUAACUGUUGCUUAUUUUUUUAUUUAUAGUUUUCAACUCUAGUCUGGUGAAAAAUGAUUUCUUGCAGAAUUAUGUUUUAAAAAGUUCUUCUAUUUUUUAUCUCUUAAAGUGAGUUCUCAGUUUUCCUAUAUUUGAUUUAUUCCUUUUUGUAUGUAUAAUGCUCGUUGUUCAAGGCGGUGCUUACUUAUGGUGGGCAUAAGGAACUUUUCAGGGAGCCGAACAGUUUAAAAUCUGACCUAUUUUCGUUGGGGAUUACUCGAUUUAUCUAGUAGAUAAUUCCAAGGUCAAUAGGAUGACUCCUUAGCACGUGAUGCCAUGCUGUAGAGAAAACUUGCGGAUGGUCAAAGCUGUUGUUCAUGCUUGUGCACUUGUCCAUUGUUGCACGAGAUGACGUAUUGUUAGAACCAAAUACUUUUCUUUUUUGUUCUCUUUCUUCUUUACCAUAUUUAAAACUCUCUAGCUCGAUUUACAUCCUGUUACACUGGAGGAGACUAUUUACGUACUGACUUCGUCACUCCUUGUCAGCAUUGGUUUCUCAGUGUAGGCAGCAUUUUGGAGGUUUCUCCACUGUUGAGAUUAAAGAGAGGAAUCACUGAACUGGUAUUUCUGGAUUUUCAUAAAUCUGGGCCUCAUUUCCCAGAAUUUCCAUGGUCUAGAAUCUCCUCUUUUGUCAUUCGUCUGGCUGUUAAACUUACCCAAGGUCUGGUCCAGAUUUCGCUCUGUGAAUCCAUCCUCUGGUUCAUGAGUCGAAGCCUUUCUAAUUCGUUUUUCUACAUACAUUCCAAAAUGAUCUGUGCUCUUGAUGAUGGAUUCUCAUUUAUUUUUCUUUCGUUAAUAAGAAGCGUAUCGUUUGCUGACCAGUAAAUAAGGGUUGUGUCCUAUCGUAUAUUGCGAGUAUGUCAUACUAUCCGUAAAAGCUUAUGAUCUUAUGGUUUGUGAUUGUCAUUUAGUCCUUUACUGGUCGAUUUCAGAAUUCAUCCAUUGGUAUUUGUCAAUACUGCGCAGAUUCAUGGAGCAUGGCUGCCUCCUUGGCUUGCGGAUCAUGUAGUUCAUUAUAGGGUAUGUUCAUAUCUAGACUGUCAGUUGAUAGCACGUGUUAGCAUUUUGAUUUGCCUUGAUCAGUUUCUGUUUCCGCAUUCAGGCUAAGGCAGCGGCUCACUGGAGCAACCAUGGAAAACCUGCUUAUGAUAUAUUUGUUCAGAAGGUGCUUGUCAUCACAAUUUUGUCCUUCUGGGACACAUUACGGAAAUAUCAUUUUGAUGACCUGUUUAAGUCCAGCAUUAUAAGAUACUUUACUCGCUACAGGUGUUGGAAGUAUCGUCUCAGGCCAAAAAGAAGAUUGGGCCCCACGUGGAGACGGCUAAAACUGUGAGUUACAUCAAGUGCAUGUUCGCCUGCCCUUCACUGCAUGUUCAGGCGUUGUCUUUUCAUCCUCGAUAAGAUCUCACCGAUGUGAUCAUCAUCGAAAGUUUCGUUCAUUUUCUGGGUUUAUGCGCUGGAGUUAUUUUCUUGAUCAAGAGCUCCUCUCUGGUCUGAUGGUUGCCUCUUGUUCUGCUAGCGGUCUCCUUUUAUUCACUAAUUAGUGUCUGAUUUUAUUUAUUUAUUGGCGGAUUCUAAUGAUCCAACUGACUUCGCCUUCUCAUUUCUGCAUUGUUUUGUGCAGAAAUGGAUCCCCAUUUUGAAGGAGCGUUGGGUGAUCGUCAGGACCUCUGUCGAACCUUAUGCACGGUCGGCAGCUACCAGAACUGUUGAGCUCUAUGAAACCUCUCUCAAGCCCCAUCUUCUUAAGGCGCAAGAAGCGGCGGACCCUUAUUUGCAGGUAUCUUAUGUGAUUAAAACAUUACCUUUGGCUUGCUUACACGACCCUGAUCGUCAAAUCAGAUACGGGAAGCCUAUUAUCGCCAUUUUUCAUUCAUCUAAUGAAGAAGGCCAUACGGUUGUAGGAUGUGAAGAAGUUCUCCAAGCCUUAUAUUGAUCAAGUUGCGACAAUCACCAGGCCUCAUGUGGAAAAAACACGCAUUUUUUUAAAGCCAUACACAAAGAAAGCUGCCCGUGUUUACCGGAAAUUUCUUAGAUCAGCGACAACAUACCAUCGGCAGGUCUGUCUGCUCUGUUACUCGAUGGAAUGAAUGUAUAUAUCUUAACAUAUUUUGAUGUUUAUGUCAUAUGGCUAUGACUGAAUGUACUAUCGUUAUUAUUAUUAUCAUCAUUAUUAUUAAUCCUCUUCUUUGUGCUCAUAUCCUACACAAAUUUAACUCCCUUUUUUAGUAUUUUAUUUUGAAUAUUCAGAUUGUAAAAUAAAAACGUGCUCAUUAAUUUCCGGGAAGUUAGUUUUUUGAACUGCACUGAAUGGGGUGGUCCAAACCGUUGAGAUAUACAUAUGCUUCCUUUGAUCGCAGAUCCAAACUGUUGUCAAGGAUACUCUUCUGAGACAUGAACUGACGAGAGCUCUUGCGACGGAGGAGCUCGUGUGGUUUGCUGUGUGUAUCCUUCACUAUUGAUGUAUCUACUUCUUCAGCUUUUCCUCCUCUUGUUGACCCAGCGUUUCCUGCAGGCAUCUGCUUCCCUGGUCCUCCCCAUCUUCGUGGCGUUCCAACUCUUGGCGCCAAUCUUCCGGUCAGUAGUAGUUGAUCUCCACGGCAUGCCGGCCUAGUAGGGCCUCCGCGCGUGUGUAUUCAUCUCAUUUCUCCCAGAUGAUCAUUCCGGAUGUUGUCUCUGCCCUCCUCUCCGCAGCAAGAAGCCGAGGAGGAGAGUCCCGAGUCCGCCGGCGAACCAGACCCAUCGCAGGCCCAAGCGUAGCAGACACGCCGAUAAGUAG